AUGGCAGGUUGUUGCGCUGCGCGUUGGCGCGUCUGGCAGCUACUAAACCUCAUCAUUCUUCCGAACCACGGGGGGAAGUCGAGAAGCCUUUUGCAGUUUGGAACACCAACGAAAUCAGAUAUGCCGCGCGAGAUCAUUACCAUCCAGGCUGGACAAUGCGGUAACAGCAUUGGGAGUCAGUUCUGGCAGCAGCUUUGCCAGGAGCAUGGAAUCAGCCAAGACGGCAACCUCGAGGACUUUGCGACAGAAGGGGGCGACAGGAAGGACGUGUUUUACUAUCAGAGCGACGAUACGCGAUAUAUCCCGCGGGCGAUCCUGAUUGAUCUCGAACCCCGAGUGUUGAAUAGCAUCCAGACGGGACCGUAUCGAAACAUUUACAACCCGGAAAACUUUUACGUCGGCAAGAAUGGCAUGGGCGCGGCGAAUAACUGGGGUGAUGGGUAUCAGAGCGGUGAGGCGGUUUACGAGGAUGUGAUGGAGAUGAUAGACCGAGAGGCCGACGGCAGCGACUCUCUAGAGGGCUUCAUGAUGCUGCACUCCAUUGCUGGAGGUACCGGCUCGGGUCUGGGAUCGUUUCUCCUCGAGCGGCUCAACGAUCGGUUUCCAAAGAAGAUCAUACAGACGUAUUCGGUCUUUCCUAACACGACGAACGCGCCGGAUGUUGUGGUCCACCCUUACAACAGCAUUCUUUCCAUGCGGCGGCUGACGCAGAAUGCUGAUUCGGUUGUCGUGCUGGACAAUGGCGCGUUGUCGCAUAUUGCGGCGGAUAGGCUGCACGUUCAGGAGCCUUCGUUCCAGCAGACGAACCAGCUGGUUGCCACUGUCAUGUCUGCGAGCACGACGACUCUCCGCUACCCUGGUUACAUGCACAACGACCUCGUGAGCAUCCUGGCCUCGUUGAUACCCACGCCGCGAUGCCACUUUCUCAUGACGGCCUACACGCCCUUCACCGGCGACCAGGUGGAGCAGGCCAAGACGGUGCGCAAGACGACGGUGCUGGACGUGAUGAGGCGGCUGCUGCAGCCAAAGAAUCGCAUGGUGUCGACGGUGCCGGGCAAGAAGAGCUGCUACAUCUCCAUCCUCAACGUGAUUCAGGGCGAGGUCGAUCCGACGGACGUGCACAAGAGUCUGCUGCGUAUCCGGGAGCGCAAGCUGGCGACGUUUAUCCCGUGGGGCCCGGCGAGCAUCCAGGUUGCGCUGACCAAGAGAAGCCCUUACAUGCCCAUGAGCCACCGCGUGAGCGGGCUGAUGUUGGCAAAUCACACGAGCAUUGCUACGCUCUUCAAGAGGAUAUUGAAACAGUACGACGGCAUGCGCAAGCGCAACGCCUUCAUCGAGGGCUACAAGAAGACGGCGCCCUUUUCCGAAAACCUAGACGAAUUUGACGAGGCGAGGCAGGUGGUGUCUGACCUGGUGGCCGAGUAUGAGGCGGCAGAAGACGCCGACUACUUGAACCCGGAUAACGGAGAGAAGCCCACGUCUGCCGAGACGGAUAGGCGAACAGCGUGA
Trichoderma reesei QM6a is the source of this 1509-nucleotide messenger RNA. Its product is annotated as tubulin gamma chain. The transcript is spliced from 7 exons. Gene Ontology annotation, biological process: mitotic sister chromatid segregation; meiotic spindle organization; cytoplasmic microtubule organization. Lineage: Eukaryota; Fungi; Ascomycota; Sordariomycetes; Hypocreales; Hypocreaceae. Gene Ontology annotation, cellular component: microtubule; centrosome; nucleus. The record is from RefSeq and is a predicted model, not a curated record. The coding region runs from base 121 to 1509 and encodes 462 amino acids. Gene Ontology annotation, molecular function: structural constituent of cytoskeleton; GTP binding.